AUGGCGUUCACCAACACUCCACCUCGGUCUCCCUUCUCCGCUGCCAAACAUGCAAAAGACGGCAAACACCACAUCCUCCUCGCCGCAACAGGCUCGGUUGCAACGAUAAAAUUACCCCUCCUUGCCCGUGCCCUGUCCGAACACCACCCCAUCGUCUCGAUCCGCAUAGUUCUCACACCUUCCGCCAGCCACUUCCUGCAGUCUCAAUCCGCCGAACAACCGAGCCUCUCCUCCCUUCUCACCCUAACAGGCGUGGACGGCAUUCAUGAAGACAAGGAUGAGUGGUCCAAACCUUGGGUGAGGGGUGAUGGAAUCCUUCAUAUUGAAUUGCGGAGGUGGGCAGAUGUGCUUGUUAUUGCUCCCUUGUCGGCAAAUGGCUUGGCGAAGAUGGUGAAUGGGUUGAGUGAUGGUUUAUUGUUGAGUGUGGUCAGGGCAUGGGAUACUACUGGGCUGAUUGAUGGCGUUGAUGGGAAGGGAAGAAAGAAGAGGAUUUUCGUUGCGGCGGCUAUGAACACGGCGAUGUGGAGGCAUCCGGUUACUGGGAGGCAGAUCAGAGUCCUGGAGGAAGAAUGGGGGAGCGCUGAUGGAAUCGAGGAAGAAGUUGAAGGCAACGGACAAGCUGGGCCGGGAGAAGGAUGGAUUACAGUGCUGAGGCCGAUGGAGAAGGAAUUGGCGUGCGGAGACGUUGGAGAUGGUGCGAUGAUGGAUUGGAGGGAGAUUGUGGCACACGUGGAACGACAUCUCGGGUUGGACUCGAAGAAGCACACAAUAGGGACAAGCUGA
Endocarpon pusillum Z07020 is the source of this 783-nucleotide messenger RNA. RefSeq lists its product as uncharacterized. Gene Ontology annotation, molecular function: phosphopantothenoylcysteine decarboxylase activity; FMN binding. Gene Ontology annotation, biological process: coenzyme A biosynthetic process. Gene Ontology annotation, cellular component: phosphopantothenoylcysteine decarboxylase complex. The record is from RefSeq and is a predicted model, not a curated record. Lineage: Eukaryota; Fungi; Ascomycota; Eurotiomycetes; Verrucariales; Verrucariaceae. The coding region runs from base 1 to 783 and encodes 260 amino acids. The transcript has a single exon.